UAAAUCUUCUAAACAUAUUUUCUGUACUUCCAGUUUUUGCUUAUGUAUUGUCCCUGGCAUUUGGGGAAAAUGUUGACUUGGCAGAACUGUGCAAUACUGUUAAACCACCUCCCCGGCGUUAUGAUUGGCUCGUUUCCUCUUGGCCACGCCCACACACGGAAGUGAAAUCGCGUGUGGCGCGCAAUAAGGAAGUGGAUGGAGCGGUUUAACAACAUGAAGACGUCGAAGUUUUCUCGACUUGUUCAGGGAGUCGUACCGGAGGAAAAAGAGUCGACUUUGUCUGAGGAGGACCUGCAGGAAUGUGGAUUAACAGGAAUUAAUCUGAGGGACCACCAGCUGAAAGGAGUACGAUGGCUCGUAGAGUGUUUGAAUACUUCUAAAGGCUGCAUCCUAGGGGAUGAAAUGGGCCUGGGUAAAACCUGUCAGGCCAUCAGCUUGCUUCUGUAUGCUCGAGGACAUCUCAAAACUAAAGGGCCCUUUCUGGUUCUCUGUCCUCUAACAGUUCUGCAAAACUGGCAAGACGAGUUGACAAAAAUCAGUCCCAGUCUGUCAGUGAUCUGUUACCAUGGCGAUAAACAAGAGAGAGAAAACCUGCAGAAAGAAAUGAAUGAGAAAAAAUUUGACGUCCUGCUGACUCACUACACGCUAUGUCGGAAUGAUGCAUCAGUUUUAAGAAGGUGGAAAUGGGAGAUUUUGGUUGUGGAUGAGGCUCAAGAGAUAAAGAACAUAAAGUCAAAGCUUCACCAGAUCCUCACCGAGUUCAAUGUGAACUUCAAGCUUUUGCUAACCGGAACUCCGAUCCAGAACAAUGUGCAAGAGGUUUACUCAUUGCUCACCUUCAUCCAGCCACAUGCUUUCCCACCAGGUGCAAUAGAGGACUUCGUGAAUACGUAUAAAGAUGUCCAGACCGGUAGCUCACAAGCUCGGGAUCUCCACGAGGUUAUCCGGCCCUUCUUGCUGCGCAGGGUGAAGGUCGCGGUGGAGACAAACCUGCCAAAGAAAGAACAGAUAUUGAUUCAUCACGGGAUGAGUUCUCUCCAAAAAUCCUGCUACAAAGCCAUUCUGAUGAAGGAUCUGAGUGUGAUUGAGGGCGAUAAAGGCGGCCAAAAUCGCCUCCUAAACAUUCUAAUGCAGCUGAGGAAGUGCGUGAACCACCCAUACUUGUUCAACGGUGUGGAGCCCGAGCCGUAUGAGAUAGGGGAACACUUGGUGAAGGCGAGUGGGAAGCUGUCUCUGCUCGACAAAAUACUUGCCUUCUUAUCUGAUAACGGUCAUCGAGUUCUGCUGUUUUCCCAAAUGACCAGGAUGUUGGACAUCGUGCAGGACUACCUGGAGUACAGAGGUUACAGUUAUGAACGUGUCGACGGCUCGGUGCGAAGAGAAGAGCGCAAUUUGUCUAUCAGAAACUUCAAAACCAAAGACAUCUUCAUCUUACUGCUCAGCACCAAAGCUGGUGGGGUUGGUUUAAACCUGACGGAAGCCGACACUGUAAUUUUCCUAGACAACGAUUUUAACCCCCAGAACGACCUGCAGGCUUUGUCUCGAGCUCACCGGAUCGGCCAGACGAGGCCAGUGAAAGUGAUCAGGCUGUGUGGGAGGGACACGGUGGAGGAGAUCAUCUUAUCUCGCGCUGCAUCCAAACUCCGUCUCACCGACACUGUGAUUGAGGAGGGACAUUUCUCUCAGAUGGACAACGCUAGUGAUUUUGAGUUAAAGGAAAUCCUGACGUUUGGAACAAGCAGUCUGCUGGCCACAGAUGAGAGUUUUGUUUUGGACGUGGACUUGGAGGAGAGCCUGGGUCGGUCCGAAAACGGCAAGUGGCUGAUUGAAGAGAAAGAGGGGGAAGAGGAGAACAUCACAGCUGCUGAGGAUGAAGAUAAGAACAGACCACAUCGGAUGUAUUCCUUCGAGGGGAUGGAUUACUCCAAAGUUCCGAGCACCGAGGACAAGUAUUGGAUUGCAUGCAGGUUGGCGGAGCAGUCAGCUGUCCAGGAAGACACUGAGACAGAAGGACACCACCUGCGCAGCAAAACCAGAGCUUUAUUCUGUGAAAGUUUACCCAGUACAUCGCGAAUAAAGAGGUGUCUGACUGAGUCCGAGCUGGAAGAGAGGCGCCGGAAGAAGGAGGAAUCGUCUGCGAAGAGAGCCAGAGUGCUGGAAGAGAAGAAGAAGCAGCGUGAGGAUCAAAAAUACAAAAAGAAAAUGGCCUGGUGGGAAUCCUGUGGCUACAAAUCAUUGUGCCUGCCCUCUGCUGAUUGUGAAAGUGAGGAUGAGGAUGUGGACGUCGAAGACCUCAUCAAUAGGAACUUAACAGACACGGACGACACGGAGAUUAGUUACGUCCUCGGCGACGUGACUCAUCCUAAGGCUAAAAGCGAGGACGCCAUCAUCGUUCACUGUGUGGACGAUUCUGGACACUGGGGACGAGGCGGCUUGUUCACAGCUCUGGUUAGUCGAUCGGAUGAAGUGAAAAAGCAGUACGAACUGGCCGGAGACAUGGAAGAUUUGGAGCUCGGGAGAGUGCUGAUGUUUCCCAUUGACGAUAAGCAGUCCAGAGCGUGUGGGACAGACUACCUGGCUCUGAUCGUCUCCCAGAAGAGAGACAAAGACAACAACCUGUCAGGGAUUCUCCUCAGCGCCCUGGACGAAGGGCUCAAGAUGAUCUCCAGAGUGGCCAAGCAGAAGAAAGCAAGUGUCCACCUUCCACGAAUCGGCCACGACACCAAAGGCUUCAACUGGUACGGCACUGAGAGACUGAUACGCAAGCACUUAGCUUCCCGAGGCGUUCCUACCUUCAUAUACUACUUCAAGCGUGCAGACUCGCACUCCAGCCCCUGGUCUUCGUCUUCGUCUGGGAGCUCCCCGAUCGCGUCUACCUCACGUGACGCCUCAGGACUCCCUGCCCCAGCACCCGUCUCUCCCGGCUCCUCGGGUUCUCUCGACCCUCCAGGUCCGUCUGGAGUGCAACCCAAAGGUUCUCGAGAAAGUUCUAGCUCAUCAGGGCAGGGUGGAAGAGCUCCAGGUUUGCCCGAGUUCAUGCGAGGGGUCCACGUGCACUUCUACAACAUGGAGGCGACGGAGAGAAAGAAACUCGCACGCCACCUCAUUGCGUAUGAUGGAGAUGAGGAGGACCUCAUGAGCCGCAUGGUUACUCACGUCGUGGCAGAGGUGGAAAAUCCAGUUCAUAUACAGGACUUACAGGAAAUGAGUCAGCAGUAUCCUCAGGCCAUCCUCGUGAAGAAGAAGUGGCUCGAGUCGUGUUUCGCCAACCAGAGAAAAGUCGCCGUUUCCAAGUUUCUUCACCGUUUCUGAUCUGUUCCUCGUUCAGUUUUAGGAAUGAGUUUUUACUCUAAUGGAAAAGUUCAGCCGAUACUUGAAAAAGCGUUCGAUGUGUUUCAGGCAGGAGAAAAUGAAAUCGAAUAUAUAUUUAUUUCUCUUUUUUCUUUUGGUUCAUUUGAUUCACACCUGAAGGUUAAAAAAAAGUUUUAAACACACUAUACCACUAUACAGCCAAAAGUUUGUGGACACCUGACUGUCAGAUUGGUACCUGCUUAGUUUUUGAAUGUUCAGACCCAUUAUGAUGUCCCAGUGCACAAUGCUGUGGAGCUGUUGAACACCUGUGGGAUGAAUGUGAACGUUGACUGCACCCCAGGCCUCCUCACCUCACCUACAUCACCACAUGACUUUAAUUACACCCUUGUGGCUGAACAGACCUCCAUGAAAUCUAUUGGAACGUCUUCCCAGAAGAUUGGAGCACAUCGUAAGAGCAAAUGUAGACUGGGAAGAUCAUAAAGAUACCAAUCUUGUUCUCAGGUGUCCACAGACUUUUGGUCUAUGCACUGUUUGUUUACAGGUUUUUAAUAGCUUGUGGUUGUAAUUGGUGUUUUCAUUGUUGAAUAAAAGCGAGAGUUAAAACCGACAAAAGGGAAAAA
This is a messenger RNA of Silurus meridionalis, 3932 nucleotides long. It is a transcript of the gene chd1l, whose product is annotated as chromodomain helicase DNA binding protein 1-like. Bases 196 to 3312 code for a protein of 1038 amino acids. NCBI's taxonomy places the organism in Eukaryota, Metazoa, Chordata, Actinopteri, Siluriformes, Siluridae. Gene Ontology annotation, cellular component: nucleus. The transcript has 26 exons. The record is from RefSeq and is a predicted model, not a curated record. Gene Ontology annotation, molecular function: ATP binding; ATP-dependent chromatin remodeler activity; DNA helicase activity. Gene Ontology annotation, biological process: DNA repair; chromatin remodeling.